Argentina anserina (silverweed cinquefoil) is the source of this 1483-nucleotide messenger RNA. Its product is annotated as putative pectinesterase 14. Gene Ontology annotation, biological process: cell wall modification; pectin catabolic process. The record is from RefSeq and is a predicted model, not a curated record. Gene Ontology annotation, molecular function: pectinesterase activity. Lineage: Eukaryota; Viridiplantae; Streptophyta; Magnoliopsida; Rosales; Rosaceae. The transcript is spliced from 5 exons. The coding region runs from base 9 to 1298 and encodes 429 amino acids.
UCUUUACAAUGAGAACCAAGACGACACUCUUCUUUUGGUUAUCUGCAUUUGCCAUUGCACUAGUUUCCAUUACCUUUGCACUCCACAGCUUCACAUCACUCACUUCAACUUCUGUUAUCUCCGAUUACGCACAAAGUGCCUUCAGUCUUGCCAUUUUUGAUGGUUUUCUAAAGCUAAGUGGUGAGGUGUUGCUGUCAACCGCGAGAAGCAUUGUGUCCAGACACUACCAUCAUCAGGGGAGGAUAAAUUGCGAUUUGAAACUCUGGAAAUCGAAGCUCAUAUCAGAUUUCAAUGUGUCACUUGUUAUGACUGUUGGCUUAAAUGGCUGCACAAACUUUAGUAGUGUGCAAAUGGCAGUAGAUGCUGUUCCUGAGCUUAGCACUAAUAGGACUCUCAUCAUAAUCGACACAGGUACUUACAGGGAGAAGGUGACCGUUAAUGCUAGCAAGACCAACUUGAUAUUUCAAGGUCAGGGCUAUCUUAACACUGCCAUAGCUUGGAAUGAUUCUGCUAAUUCAUCUGGAGGGACUGGCCGAAGCGCUUCAGUUUCCAUAUUUGCUCCCCAUUUCGUUGCCUACAACAUUAGCUUUAAGAACACAGCUCCGCCACCUUCAAAAGGCAGAAUCGGAGCUCAGGCAGUGGCACUUCGAGUUACUGGAGAUCAGGCUGCGUUUUAUGGAUGUGGUUUCUAUGGUGCACAAGACACUCUCAAUGAUGACCAUGGAAGACAUUAUUUUAGAGAAUGUUUCAUUGAAGGAUCCAUUGAUUUCAUUUUUGGAAGCGCAAGGUCACUAUAUGAGGGGUGCACAAUAAAUUCAAUAGCAAAUCCAGUGAAAGAUGGGAUAUUACUGAAAGGUAGGAUAAGUGGAGCCAUCACAGCACAAGGAAAGAAAUCUAUGCAGGAGCAAAGUGGGUAUUCCUUUGUGAAUUGCAGCAUUGGAGGAAGUGGGAGAGUGUGGCUUGGUCGAGCUUGGGGACCUUAUGCGACUGUGGUGUUCUCCAAAACAUACAUGUCUGAUGUUGUUGCUUCUGAUGGUUGGAAUGACUGGAGUGACCCUUCUAGAGAUCAGAAAGUGUUUUAUGGGGAGUACGAGUGCAUGGGACCAGGAGCAAACAAUACAAAUAGGGUCUUAUAUUCAAAGCAGCUCAAUGAAUCUGAAGCAGCACCCUUUUUGGAUGUUUCCUAUAUUGAUGGGAAUGAAUGGCUUCUACAUACUCCACUCUUCAAUCUUCAUGAAGAUAAAGAUAUGAAUACGGAGGAACCGAAACAAGGAGGAAACUCUAACAGUGCAGUGUAAGAUAUAUGGCCACCCAUUCCAUCAUGCAUACAUCAUACAACACAGAGAGAUCGAACAGUUUGAAAUGGGACGCGACAUACAACACAGAGAUAUCAAACAGUUUUUUUUUUUUUGGAAAUAAUAUAUCAACGCUGCAGGAUUAUGAAUACGUGAAAGUGUUUGGUAAGAUAUCAUGUAAUCUCUGU